Messenger RNA from Miscanthus lutarioriparius, 285 nucleotides. The record is from the annotation of a GenBank genome assembly. NCBI's taxonomy places the organism in Eukaryota, Viridiplantae, Streptophyta, Magnoliopsida, Poales, Poaceae.
AUGGCGCGUGAUCUGGCUCCUGAAGUGGAGAGACCGUUGCAAAAUAGGGACCGUAAUACAAAGAAGAAGGCUGCCUUAUGCUCUAUAAGGAUUGUCCGAAAAGUUCCAGACUUGGCAGAAAAUUUCAUGAGUGCUGCCGCAUCAUUACUGAAGGAAAAACAUCAUGGUGCUCUGAUAUCUGCUAUUCAGCUUUGCAUGGAACUAUGUAAAGCGAGCCAUGGAGCAUUAGAGUACUUGAGGAAGCUUGUGUCUAUGAAUUCAGUACCUAGCAGAUUCGAGUACUAA